Arachis ipaensis is the source of this 699-nucleotide messenger RNA. RefSeq lists its product as uncharacterized. Lineage: Eukaryota; Viridiplantae; Streptophyta; Magnoliopsida; Fabales; Fabaceae. The record is from RefSeq and is a predicted model, not a curated record.
AUGAGGCAAAGAGAAGGUCCAAGGCCGUUCCGAAGCCUAGAUUCAUGGUUUACACAUGAAGUCUUUCUUAGUUUCGUGAAGGAGGAAUGGAGAGGUCUGAAGGAGAUGCAGUUCACUGACAAGUUGAAGGCUUUGACGGUCCCGUUAGGAAAUUGGCAUAAGACUAAAUUUGGGGAUAUGGACAAGAAGAUUACGAUGUUUGAGGAAGAAAUCAAGAAGAUUGAUGACUUCGUAAGCAAUGGGGUGUAUGAUGGAACGAUGGAGGCCAGAAGGAAGGCGUUGGUUACUUGCUGUGAGAAGUGGUAUGUCAGGAAAGAAGUCCAUUGGAAGCAGAUGUCCCGGUCUCGUCAAGCGAAGGAGAUAGACAAAAAUACAAGAUACUUUCACAACAUAGCUUCAGCAAGACAGAGGAACAAUAGGAUUGAUACAUUGCUAAUCAAUGGUAGACUGGUCAAGAACCAAGCUAGAAUAAAUAUUGCUAUUAAGGAAUACUACAAGGAGUUAUAUUGCCAGGAUAAGUCUCCUAUGCUGAGCUUCAGAGAUGGUUUGGUAAGUAGGAUAGAGCAGGAAGAGUCUGAAAAUUUGGAGGCGAUGCCGACGGCUGAGGAAAUCAGAGAAGCUGUGUGGGAUUGUGAGUCUUCGAAGGCACCAGGGUGCGACGGGUACAACAUGAAUUUUGUCAAGAGGUGUUGGGGGUGA